CACAUGCGCAGUCGCUCUCGUGUCGGUGUCAGGUGAACGAGUGAGUGGGGAAGAUGGCGUGUACCGUGGCUCGCAGCUCCGCGCGCUGGAUCGCGACGGUUCUGUCCUCCUCCGGUCACAGACGGGCAUGCCCUCCUCUCCUGUCCAGCGCUGUCCAGAGCCUCUCGAAGCUGUCGGGCCGCCGGGUGUGGACCGCGGUGACACUGAGAGGCACAACGGCGCUGAGCCCUUGUUCUCGUGUGGUGUGUAAGAUGUCGUUUCACACCAGCUGUCCUGCCAGAAAACAGGACUUCUACCAGAUCCUAGGAGUCCCACGCUCAGCCACGCAGAAGGAGAUUAAGAAAGCUUAUUACCAGAUGGCGAAGAAGUAUCAUCCCGACACUAACAAAGACGACCCUCAGGCGAAGGAGAAGUUUGCACAGCUAGCUGAGGCCUAUGAGGUGCUCAGCGACGAGGCGAAGAGGAAACAGUACGACACGUACGGCUCCGCUGGGUUUGACGCGGGACAGGCCGGCGCGGGACACCAGCAGUACUGGGGCCGAGGGAGCAGCAUCGACCCCGAGGAGCUUUUCCGCAAGAUCUUUGGCGAGUUCUCCGGAGCUCGAGGCUUUGGGGAUUUCAACGCCGUCUUCGAUCAGCCACAAGAGUAUGUGAUGGAGCUCACGUUCGCUCAGGCUGCCAAAGGAGUGCACAAGGAGAUGACGGUGCACCUCGAGGACACGUGUCAGCGGUGUGGUGGCAGAGGCCAUGAGCCCGGGUCACAGGUCCAGCACUGCGGCAGCUGCAACGGGACGGGGAUGGAGACGGUGAACACGGGGCCCUUCGUGAUGCGCUCCACCUGUCGGCGCUGUGGCGGGAGGGGCUCGGUCAUCACCUCGCCCUGCACGGCGUGUCGGGGCACGGGACAGACCAAACAGAGGAGGACCGUCACGGUGCCUGUGCCUGCUGGAAUCGAGGACGGGCAGACGGUGCGAAUGCCUGUGGGGAAGAAAGAGAUCUUCAUCACGUUCAGAGUCCAGAAGAGCCCGAUCUUCAGGAGAGACGGCGCUGACAUCCACUCUGAUGUCACGAUCUCUGUGGCUCAGGCCAUACUGGGCGGCACGGUCCGAGCACAAGGACUCUACGAGAACAUCGAUCUCUCGAUCCCAUCUGGGGUCCAGGACGACCAGAGGAUCCGUCUCUCUGGGAAAGGUAUUCCCCGGGUCAGCGGCUACGGUUAUGGUGACCACUACGUCCACGUCAAGAUCAAAAUCCCAAAGAUGUUGACAGACCGGCAGCGAGCCCUCAUGAUGAGUUUCGCGGAGGACGAGAGUGACGUGGAGGGAACGGUCAAUGGAGUGAGCAGCUCCUCCGCAGGAGCGGCCAGUGAUCACACCGGCACGGGGCACAAACAGAAAGACCAAGGCCUUUUCUCCAAAUUAAAGAAAAUGUUUAGCUCCACCUGACAGCCACAAACCAGGUAAAAGAUCGACUGGAAACUGAGACUCUAGUGGAGAACAGAUUCACAGUGAACCUGAUGGACACAGAAGAGAGGGAAACGAGUCUUCUGCCUGACUUCAACGCUCCUCAGAAACUACAGAUAAUGAAGAGCUGUGGAUGCGUUUUUGACUUCUAAGAGAAGAUCCCUCCAGAUCCCGGAGGAAUAUGAUCUGCGCACACGCACUGUCUUUACCUGAAACAUUGUGAUAUCAGCCUUAGAGCCUACGUGAACUUUGUCUUUGGUCUGUAAUUUUACGUUAUGGUUUCACAUGGUCAGGUCUUUCCUUUUCUGAUGUUUUGAAGCGAUUCAGUAACAGAGGGGAAAUCUUCUCUUCAGUAACAAUAUCAUUUCAGAUUAAUGAAGGCCAAUGUGCUGACACUUCACUGAACGUUACAUUCUUCUGCUUGAUUAGCAGUGUACAUAGACAGCUGUUGAUAUUAAGAUCCUUUUAAUGUGUUGUUGUAGAGAUAAAUAUGCUAAUAUGAAUAAAAUCUCUCUGUGGCAACUGUAAA
Messenger RNA from Carassius gibelio (silver crucian carp), 1992 nucleotides. RefSeq names its product DnaJ heat shock protein family (Hsp40) member A3a (gene dnaja3a). The transcript has 12 exons. The record is from RefSeq and is a predicted model, not a curated record. Bases 54 to 1445 code for a protein of 463 amino acids. Gene Ontology annotation, molecular function: ATP binding; heat shock protein binding; protein kinase binding. Lineage: Eukaryota; Metazoa; Chordata; Actinopteri; Cypriniformes; Cyprinidae. Gene Ontology annotation, biological process: protein folding; response to heat; negative regulation of apoptotic process. Gene Ontology annotation, cellular component: mitochondrion.